Molecule: messenger RNA, 3054 nt
Organism: Ectocarpus sp. CCAP 1310/34
Lineage: Eukaryota; Phaeophyceae; Ectocarpales; Ectocarpaceae
Source: the annotation of a GenBank genome assembly
GAGAGCAGCAGCAGGACCACGGAAGGGCGGUACAAGUGCCACGAACAACCAUUACCCGGCCGGUUUUGCUGCGAUAAUACCGUCAUCGACUGCCCAUCAGAUACGCCGCAAUAAGAAACAAUUCGUUGAGACUGCGCGCUUGGCGUGCAUAGUGUCGAGGAAAUGAGAGUGGUGGAUGAAGAUACGCAGCCUCUGCACAGACGGCUACAGGCGCAGCGGCAGCAGCAACGGAGAUCAAGCACUUCGUUGACAUCGAACCUCGUGCGUCUUCUUGGUGCGGUGUUGGUGGUGGUUUAUCUUUGCGUCGUCGUCAUGAUCUUCAAGUAUUUGACCUCCGAGUACCACAGGGCGAGCAUAGUCAAAAUCAGUGAGGAGACGGACGUCAGCGAUUGCAUCUUGCUCUACGGGGCGUUUUGCAACGGCAAUAUGGGCGACGUGAUCCAGCCGCAAGCGAUGGAGAAUCUCCUCGCCAUGCUUGUGCCGGAGCAGUGCUUUUGGUACGCCCACCCGUGGGGGGAGUACCACAUGCGGGGCCAUCGACUUGGGGAGUUCUUCAGCGGAAACAUCAGCGGCAACUACGACACUUUGAUACCCCUGACGGCCGGCCAUGCUCAAGAGGUGAAUCGGUUUGAGGCUAUCAUCAUCGGCGGUGGCGGGAUCUUUGCCGCCAAACACUCUCCGCUAUGGGUGGACGAUUUUGCGAAAGGCCUUACUGUGCCUAUCAUCAUCAUGGGCGUCGGGGCGAGCAACGUCGCGAACCACUACAAGGUCCUGGUCGACAAGGCUGCCUUCGUGUCCGGGAGGGAUGAGCGAUCGAUUGGCGCCUUCACCAGCCUGUUGCAAAAGAGCGGGGAUAGAUCCUUGUUGAAACCGAAGGAUGUCGCCCUCGUGAGGGAUCCGGUGUUGAGCAACAAGAUGUUGACGGACACCGACGGCACGUGCUGGAGACAAAGCCAAGGCGAGUUCCAGCCGCUUUGCUUUAUCCUGCCUGCCGCGAACACCGGAGUUCUCAUGGCGAUGCACCAGCACCUCCUGGACAACGUCGUCCAACGCGGAGACGUCUUCGUUAACGUUUUCCCCAAGCACCAGGACGAGAUCGUCAAGAACUUCGACUACCCGGGCAAGGUUCACCAAAUGCUCGAUCCCAACGAGUACUCGAGGCGCUUGUGUGCCUGCAAGGCCAUCAUCUCGACCAGGCUUCACGGGGCCAUCCUGGGGCUCCACAUGGGGGUUCCGACCUUCGGAAUGUUCCGCGUACCGGAGGGAAACAAGGUCCCUGACUUGAUGAUCGACGUCAUGCAACUGCCGGACCAGUUCUUCGUUAUCAACGAGACGCUAUCUCGAGGCUUCGUGGACGAGAGAGUUGAAACCGUCGUGGGACUGUACAACGACAUCCACCGAGGGCACCGCGCCUCCAUUCACGCCAAGCUGGCGUCGUUCACGGACGAUUUCCUGGUUCACGCACGCCACGUACUGUUCGACGUUAUCGGUGUGCAAGAUCCAAGCAAGAACACCCAGAGCAAAGAUGAUGGGUUUCUUCUGAAUGAGAACCAGCACCGGCGCCGAAGAAACAGCGCAAAGAGAAGGAAAACACAGGGAGAGGCUGGCCCGGCAUGACUGACCAUCAGUAGCAGCGACGGCCGCGGUUUCGGCAACGGCGAAACGGGAACGUUAGUAUCGAUAGCGGCCGCGGCGAGAACUGCGAUGGAGGUACUUGCCUCCUGCGCAGGACAGUGAGUGGCGGUGGCCGUGCGCAAAAUCAUGCUUUGGAUCACGCUGGUGACAUGGCACCUCAAAGGGUAAGGUGGCCCGCCCCCCUCGCCGAUGUUGUAAUAACAGAACUGGAAUUGAUGUUGUUAAAUUACCGCUGUUAAUCGCGAAAGGGCACCACUUGAGAAAACCUGUUGCAUAUCGUGGAUGACAUCCAUUCAGCCGCAGCUUACCGAAGGAGCGCGGUGAAACACAGCGAACUUGCGGGGGUAGACGAAGUAUCAUUAAGUUGAGCAGCUGACAUUCUAAGUGCAGAAGCAGGAGCAGUCACGUCACGCGAAAGUAGCGUGGAGAAUACUGUUUUUGGUAGCCUGACGUUAAGGCGAGCAUGAUGGCGCGUGUUCCUGUAUUGUGUCCGACCCCAAAUGUGAAAUGGUAGCUUCCACCUAUCUAUGGAGUCACGAAUUCAAAUUCUCAAGACAAUGGGGCGGCAAACAUGGUUGGUGCCGUCCUGUGAAUGUUGCAUCGCUUUAGCCAGCCGUGACAGGGUACGAUCGGUCGGUGCUUGGCUUGGAAUAGCCGUGCCUCACUCAAACGGAGGGACGAAAUCAUGUACAUAGGCUCACCAAUUGCGUUGCCUUGUUUGCCUAUGACUGAUUUUGGCACCGGCCGCCGAUCAGCACUGCGUGAGUGAUCCAAGUCUUAGAUAGUGUAGUUAACGGUUGUUUUUUUUUUUCCGUCUGUGUGGCCCUGGCAAAGGUCGAACGUUCUUGGGGUGCCUGCUGAUUGAUUGCGUUGUUUGGAGCGUUGAGGAAGGACUACAUCCAUUUGCCGGUAGUUGGUAGAGUGCAUGUUGCUGUAAAUUCCAUCCGUUUCCCGGCAUUCUGCGUGGUGAAUCUGUCGGGGAUUGGUGGUGUGACGUUGAUUGACGCAUAUCUCAGACUGCAAGACACGCCAGAAUGAAAAUUCCCUUGUGUUGUACAAUACACGAGACGGAGCGCUCCCGUGCGUGUGUGUAGUCGUGCACUACGAAGGGCACUUGCUGUAACGAUUGCAGAAUACUGUUUCCAUGUGGUGAGUUGCAUGGUACUUGAAACUGGGGAAUUUUCCAGUUGGCGUAGCGAGCAACAACACCAUAUAACGCGGCGUCCACAGCUGGAACAAGAUAGACCGAUCAACGUUGUUGGCGACGAGGUUCUUACUUGAGUGGUCCCGGGUGUCAUAGGCUUCCCAGGAUGGUGCUUGGUGUCACCGUUUAUGAGGCUCUCAGCGGACUGUAGCGACGAUUCCCUUCGCGAUGUUUUUGACCCGAAGGCCGUGGGAAGUCCAACAUAACAACAACAA